UCUAAUGUAGGGAAAAUUUGUGCAACAUAUGGGGCGAAAUAUGAACAGCAAAAUAGCAUUAUGUCCAGAAGAAUGUAUCUUUCUGCUAGAAAAUGGAUUCCUGGAAAUCAAGCGUAAUGAAAUGCCAAUGAGUACUGAAGAAGCCUAUGCGAUGAUACUUAAAGGAAGGUGUGAAAAAUACCAAGUAUAUUCCUUUCUCUCCCAGUUGGGUUUUUUAGUUGUACCCCAUCAAACGCAGUUAGGUGUUACAAUAUAUGAAAAAAGAAUGAAUUUAGACAAACUAAAACUAAAGAAACGUAAGUCAAGUGCUAAGUUACCUGAGGAACCAGAAGAGAAAAGAUUAACUUUUACUGGUGCCCUAGUUGAUAAUGCAGAAACAAAUAAAAUAUCACAUGUUCCAGAACAACUUGAAGACAGCACUGUAUCAAGUGAUUGCCAGUUUGUGAAAGCAAAUGAUGAAGCAGUUUCUUCUCCAAUCUCUGAGAACAGAGUCAGUAUAAACAAUGUUGAAUCAAAUCAAGGAAUUUCUGCUGUAGCAGAUGACGCUACAGAACCUAGUACCAAGAUCAAUUUAAAUGUUUCAACUACAUCUGAAACUUCUGUAGUGCAUGAUAUUGGUGAGUCCAUUUCAAAUGAUUCUGCAAAGGAAUGCCCAAGUCCUUUAAAUUUUGAAGAACGAUCAUGUUCGGUGAAUAUUGAUGUAACAAACUCUGCUAAUUCAAAAUUGAAUAUUGAUACUGCUGAAUUAUCUUCCCAAAAUACAGAAAUUUCAUGUGAAGCUGUAGAAAAAUCAGUUGAUAAUCACCUUGCUCCGGCUGAUAUUUCUAUAGACAAUUCUGCCAUGUUACAAGAUUUUCAAAAUGGUACAGAAAGCAGCACUAGCAUUGAAAUUCAGGGAGGAGAUGAUUACACAGAUGAUAGCUCUGAGGCUUCUAGUUCUCUUGAAAGUGUUGAAAGUGAUCUAGAUUCUAGAGAUCCUGAAACUAGGGAGCAUAUUCCUAUAAGUGAAAAAGGGGACGAUGAUGUGACACUGAUUGAGGUUAAGAAAAAAGAGACAAAACCACUAGCAGUAAUAGACUUAUUAUCAGAUGAUGAUGAAGAUGAAACAACUGCUGCUGAUGAAAAUGAGGAAAGUGAUGAUGAUAUCCAAAUCGUCAAGGUAUGUUCUGGUUCAUCUGCCUCUAUUCCAACAUCUUCAAAUAGAGAGAGGAAAUUUUAUGCAUUCAAACAAGAAAGGAAACCUCUACCUGAAAGCCAAAGCAGUAAGCUUUCACCAUGCCGAAUAACACUUCAAUAUCCAGAUUAUUAUAAAAAAGAUGUAGUUUGUGUUCCACGCCCACCUCCACAUUGCCUUCCUUUUCGUGUUCUUCCUGCUAAAGAAGCUUAUGUUUUAAAUCUGAGAAAAGAAUGUACUCAACAGUCAGGAGGUAGACUCUGGAACAGCUAUAGAGAUCUACAAGAAUAUCAGCGUUCUAGACGCCAAAAUAGAAAUUCGGCACAAAUACAUGAAAAUAGGCGAUUUGGAAAUUGGCAAAAUCGUAGUCCUCCCAGGGAACACAAAUGGGAGCUUAAUCAUAUAGGUCAGUCUAAUUCUCCAGAUCGAUUUAGAACUUCUCGAGAUUUCAGUUACGGACGUCAGAGGAAUCCAGAGUUUAAUUCAUUUGGAUCAGGUAGAAAUAACCACCAUGAUCAUUCUCCAUAUCCUACCAAUAAUUCUGGCAAUUCAUUAAUAUCUCCUAGACCUCAUGAUAUAAAUUUAAGAAUGCAGCACAGCCAGUUUUUUCAGUCUAUGCUGGCUAACAAUAAUGCUCUUGUAAAUAACUUUCCUCCCCGUUUGCAAAAUCUGUCAUCGCUGGACACUGCUGAUUUUAUGUCUGAAUUGCAAAGAACUGUGUAUAAUGCUGCAACAAAUUUGGUAUCUUCCAUGUUGAGUGAAAGUCAUAAUCAAAGCAGCUUGCCCGAAUAUGGUACUUAUCGUCAAGAGAGGCGGAAUUUUUAUUAUGACCAGAAUCCUCCAAAUGCUCUGAAUCGAUUAUCAUCAUCAUUUGUUCAGGAAGGACUCAUACAUCGUGGGAAUGAAGUGCAGAAUUGGCCUUCUUCCAUACAAAAUAAUAGACGUUUUUUCAGGGAUAAUGGUCCACGAAACUAUUCUCAUAGAGGCAGGCCAUUUCCAUGUCUUUAUCGUAGCUUUAGCAAUAAAAGUUCAUGGAAUGACAUAAAGGCAGCAGUAGAUGGGCAGAAUGGAGGAACUGAUGAAGGCAAUAGUAAUGAUAUUGAAGAAGUACCCAUUUAUGAAAACGAAGUACUCUGGUGUAGAAACAUUUGUCCUCUUGUUAGAGCAGGUUCAAAAUACACUGCAUCUGAAGUCAUGAAAAUGCUGGGAGUGACCCAAAUGGCCAAGAUGCUUGAUAAAGGAAACAAAAAUGAAAAAUAUUUUCCAGCUACUCCUUCUUUAGAAAUUUCUUUUGAUGUGUAUUUACCUGGCACUAACUACAGAAAGACAUGUCCAGAAAUUCCGAAGUACAGAAUUAUUGUUGUCAAAGCAACGGACUCAAUUCCAAAAUACUCAGAACUCGUUUUACUGCAAAGAAAAUGGAAUGAUAAUGCCUCUCUACAAAUAGCAGUUGUGGAUAAUGGUGACAUAAAUUUUUACUCUUUUAAUAAUAUUUGUUUACCCAACAUGGAAUCCUCUGUACCUGUUUGAACCAGUGUAAUCCUUGUACAUACAUUGUCAUCAAUAUGUAACUCAUAAUGUAUAUAUGCUCUUGUAAAUAUAUUUACCAAAGGAAA
Stegodyphus dumicola is the source of this 2790-nucleotide messenger RNA. It is a transcript of the gene Tsen54, whose product is annotated as tRNA splicing endonuclease subunit 54. Gene Ontology annotation, cellular component: tRNA-intron endonuclease complex. NCBI's taxonomy places the organism in Eukaryota, Metazoa, Arthropoda, Arachnida, Araneae, Eresidae. Gene Ontology annotation, biological process: tRNA-type intron splice site recognition and cleavage. The record is from RefSeq and is a predicted model, not a curated record.